Messenger RNA from Aspergillus sclerotioniger CBS 115572, 4549 nucleotides. Its product is annotated as cleavage/polyadenylation factor CFT1. The record is from RefSeq and is a predicted model, not a curated record. Gene Ontology annotation, cellular component: mRNA cleavage and polyadenylation specificity factor complex; nucleus. The transcript is spliced from 9 exons. NCBI's taxonomy places the organism in Eukaryota, Fungi, Ascomycota, Eurotiomycetes, Eurotiales, Aspergillaceae. Gene Ontology annotation, molecular function: protein binding; nucleic acid binding. The coding region runs from base 206 to 4378 and encodes 1390 amino acids.
AAUGCUAUGAAGCUUAAGGUCAUCAUAAUUUUCCCCAUCUUCCCAGUUACAACACCCUUACCGCUUUCCUUCUGCGAAGCCUUUCAUUCAUCACGUCUUUCAUUUUUCUGGCAAUGCUGCCUUCCGCGCAGAGCAGUUGAGUAAAUUGGGUUUGACGGGGAGAGCUAGACUCAAGCAAAGCAUCUGUGGGCUUUCCAGACUCAGGAUGCAGUGCUAUACUGAGCUGAUGGCCCCAACUGGGGUCACUCAGACAUUGGCAGUCCCCUUCCUUGCGGCAACAGCCAACAAUUUGAUUGUCGUUAGAACAUCUCUGCUUCAGAUAUAUACCCUGCAUAAAGUUACCUCUCAAGCCGAAGGAACCGAAGCACAGCAGGAAACGACGAAGCUUCUCCUGGAAAAAGAAUAUUCUCUCUCUGGGACAGUAACUGGUCUAUGUCGGGUCAGAGUUCUGAACAGCAAGAGCGGCGGGGAGGCUGUUCUUCUUGCUUUUCGGAAUGCCAAACUUAGCCUGAUUGAAUGGGAUCCGGAGCGUCGGGGCAUCUCCACCAUAUCUAUCCAUUUUUAUGAGCGAGAUGAUCUGACCCGUAGUCCGUGGGUUCCUGACUUGAAGAAUUGUGGCAGCAUCCUCAGUGUGGACCCAAGCAGUAGAUGUGCGAUCUUCAAUUUUGGAAUUCGGAAUCUCGCCAUUAUCCCUUUCCAUCAACCAGGAGAUGACUUGGUGAUGGAUGAUUACGAGUCAGACCUCGGAGAGGGAAGAUUAGCGGAUCAUGACGGUGUCCAUAAGGCCAAAGAGGGCAUUACGUAUCAGACUCCAUAUGCACCGUCAUUUGUUUUGCCCUUGACAGCAUUGGACCCUUCCAUACUUCACCCGAUAAGCCUCGCGUUUCUAUAUGAAUAUAGGGAGCCAACCUUUGGCAUAUUAUAUUCACAAGUUGCAACAUCAACUGCUCUUCUACCCGAAAGGAAAGACGUCAUCUUUUAUACCGUGUUUACGCUAGACCUGGAGCAGCGAGCUUCUACGACAUUGCUCUCAGUGUCGAGGCUGCCCAGCGACCUCUUUAGGGUGGUGGCCCUUCCACCUCCCGUCGGCGGUGCUCUGUUAAUUGGCUCCAAUGAACUGGUGCAUGUUGACCAGGCAGGCAAGACCAAUGCGGUUGGAGUUAAUGAAUUUUCCAGACAGGUUUCAUCAUUUUCCAUGACUGAUCAGUCCAAUUUGGCCCUGCGCCUUGAGAAUUGUAUCAUCGAAUGUCUCGGGGACAGCAGUGGAGACCUGCUCCUGGUACUUUCUACCGGAGAUAUGGCCAUUGUGAGGUUCAAAUUAGAUGGGAGGUCAGUCUCUGGAAUCUCGGUUCACUUGUUGCCGGCCCACACGGGCGUUACUUCAAUGGAUUCCGCGGCAAUAGCUUCAACCUUUAUCAGUGAUGGAAUGAUCUUUCUUGGCAGCGAAUAUGGCGAUUCGGUGCUUUUAGGCUGCUCCUACUCAUCUUCGAGCACGAAAAAGCACCGUGUACAGACGAGGAAAGCUACGGAUGACCCGGCGGAUAUCUCGGAAGACGAUCAAAGUGAAGGUGAUGCUUAUGAAGAUGAUCUUUAUUCUACGUCCCCAGAGGCAACGGUUAAUGGCCGCCGUUCGUCGGUAGAAUCAGCCGCACUCGGAUUGUAUGAUUUCCGAAUUCACGAUAGACUUAUCAACAUUGGCCCUUUGAGGGACAUAACACUGGGCAGGAGACCAUCUGCGAGUCACGGAGUGGGAGGCGAUCGUACCAGUGGUACCUCUCCGGAGCUGCAGAUAGUAGCUUCCCAAGGUUCUGACAGAAGUGGUGGGCUGGCAGUAAUGACCCGUGAGGUUGAUCCCCAUGUUGUCGCCUCUAUAACAAUCGAGUCAGCCGACUGUCUCUGGACAGCCUCUUUGGCUCAGGAGGGAAAAGCUGUAUCUGAAACCACCGAGGAGAUGGGGCAGCAACCACAGCAACCACGAUGCUAUGUGAUCGCAUCGAAAGCCAAAGGUUCAGAUAAAGAGGAGUCUCUCGUCUUUGUAGUGGAUGGUUAUGACCUCAAACCUUUCAGAGCUCCCGAUUUCAACCCCAACGAGGAUGUUACCAUUGACAUCGGGACGCAGGCAAACAGAAAACGCGUGGUCCAAGUUUUGAAGAAUGAAAUACGGAGUUAUGACAGUGACCUGGGAUUGGCCCAAAUCUAUCCGAUAUGGGACGAUGACACCAACGAUGAGAGGAUGGCUGUUAGUGCCAGUUUGGCCGAUCCCUCCCUUGCUAUUCUACGAGACGAUUUCACGCUAUUGCUCCUUCAAGCGGAUGGCAGUGGGGAUCUCGAUGAAGUAGAGCUUUCCGAGGACAUAGCAUCUGGAAAAUGGUCAUCCUGCUGCUUGUACAGAGACAAAACCGGGGUUUUCUCUUCGAUCGACCCAUCACCAAAUGAAUCGGUUGGGGGCGAUAUGUUCCUAUUCUUACUAAGUCACGAUUGCAAGUUUUUUGUUUAUCGCCUCCGCGACCAAAAACUGAUCUCAGUAAUCGAAAGAAUUGAUGGCCUGUCGCCCCUGUUGUCUAGCGAGCCACCAAAGCGGUCUGGUGCACGUGAGAGCUUGAUAGAGGCCAUCGUUGCUGAUCUUGGAGAUGCAUGGAGUGCUUCGCCUUAUUUAAUUCUGCGAUCCGAGAACGAUGACCUGAUAAUCUACAAGCCGUUCUUGGUUUUUGACGGUCCAGGGAGAGGUGUUCCUCGCCUAAGGUUCUCCAAAGAGACCAACAAUGCUCUGCCAAAGAUCUCUCCUGGUGUCAGAUCAAAGCAGUCGAAUACAGCAGAGCACAGAUUCAAGCCAUUGCGAGUACUGUCCGAUAUCUCGGGGCUCAGCACAGUUUUUAUGCCUGGUGCUUCGGCAGGCUUCGUUCUCAGGACAUCUGCCAGUGCGCCGCACUUUCUGCCCUUAAGGGGGGAGGCUACCCGGAGCUUGAGCAGUUUGGAUACCCUUGGAUGCAGUAAGGGAUUUAUUCAUCUGGAUUCACAGAAUACUGCUCGCUUCUGCCAAUUGCCCCCCAAAGCACGAUAUGACUAUCGGUGGACGCUUCAAAAGGUGCCUCUAGGAGAACAAGUUGACCGCUUAGCUUACUCUGCCACGUCGGGAAUGUACGUACUGGGAACGUGUCAUGCAACAGAUUUUAGAUUACCUGAGGAUGACGAAUUGCACCCUGAAUGGCGCAACGAAGCUGUUUCAUUUUUGCCAUCGGGGCGUGGAAGCUUUAUAAAACUCAUCAGCCCCAAAACGUGGUCUAUUGUUGACAGCUAUUCACUUGAUGCAGACGAGUACGUCAUGGCUGUCAAGAACAUGAGUCUCGAAGUAUCCGAAAAUACACAUGAGCGCAAGGAUAUGGUCGUUGUGGGGACAGCCUUUGCCCGGGGUGAAGACAUACCUUCACGCGGCUGCAUAUAUGUGUUCGAGGUCGUGAAGGUGGUUCCGAAUCCUGAUGACCCUGAGACAGACCGUAAAUUAAAGCUCAUUGGCAAGGAAUCCGUGAAGGGCGCCGUGACCGCGCUAUCCGAAAUUGGUGGCCAGGGAUUUGUUCUAGUUGCACAAGGGCAAAAAUGCAUGGUCAGAGGUCUCAAAGAGGAUGGUAGCCUUCUUCCUGUUGCUUUCAUGGACAUGCAAUGUUAUGUCAGCGUGGCAAAGGAGCUCAAAGGCACUGGGAUGUGCAUUCUCGGCGAUGCUGUGAAGGGGAUCUGGUUUGCAGGCUAUUCGGAGGAGCCAUACAAAAUGAGCCUUUUCGCCAAGGACCUAGAUUACCUCGAAGUGUCUGCCGCCGAAUUUCUUCCAGAUGGCAAAAGGCUGUUCAUUGUUGUGGCUGAUAGCGAUUGCAAUAUUCACAUAUUGCAGUAUGAUCCCGAGGAUCCUAAAUCCUCGAACGGUGACCGGUUGCUAAGCCGCAGUAAAUUCCAUACGGGGAAUUUCGCCUCAACAUUGACCCUUUUGCCACGUACCAUGGUCUCUUCUGAGAGGAUCAUAUCUGAUUCGGACGAAAUGGACCUAGACAGCCAAAGCCCUUUCUACCAAGCCCUGAUGACAACACAAAAUGGUUCACUUGGUUUGAUUACGUGCAUCCCCGAAGAAUCCUACCGAAGAUUAUCCGCUUUACAGUCCCAACUGACAAAUACAUUGGAACACCCGUGUGGCCUUAAUCCUCGGGCUUUUCGGGCUGUGGAGAGCGAUGGCACAGCUGGGAGGGGCAUGCUUGAUGGGAAUCUUUUGUUCAAGUGGAUAGAUAUGAGCAAACAACGCAAAACGGAGAUAGCGGGACGGGUAGGUGCACAUGAAUGGGAGAUUAAGGCCGAUCUGGAGGUUAUUAGUGGGGAAGGUCUUGGCUAUCUCUGAACAUCAACCCGUGGAGUUUUAGAUAACUGUACCGACGGUCAAGAAGAAUCGCUUGAAAAGAACUUGCAGUCUUGGGAUAGCUCAUUGUAACGAAACCGGUCGCAUGUUAUUCGGGAGUCAUUGUAUGACGGACUGGCUCCGCGAUAGUCGCAUUCGUUCAACGAUGAUAAU